AUGAAUCGGGUUGCUGAGGUGGAAAUGGCGUCGAGAUUUGCAGAAAGAUCCAUUCCGCACAUCAGGGACAUCUUUGGAUUGUCGUCAUCUUCAAACUCGGCAGCCGGAAAGAAUCAGGUGACCACUGAAACCUCGCUGCGAAAUGGAACAAAAUCCGUGCCAGAAAUUGCAAAGCCAACAGCUCUGAAGAGCCACGGACAAGGAAGUGACAGUGCCAUUUCAGUUGAUUCCAGCGAGGAAGAGUUUGGGGAUGGCCGCCGAGGAAGACGCAAGUCUCGCCGAGGACGCGACGCAUCCCACAAACGUGGAUCCAGUGCGUGCACCCGCCGCGAGAUGGCAGAAGAGGACGCGGAAGAGUUUCGCCACUUGGAGCGACACCUAUCUAUGAAAAAGACAAUCCGGAAAAGAAUCAUGCGCGAGCUGCAAGGCGCGAUGGUGGAGGACCCUUCGGAGUUCUGCGCCGAGCGUCGCUCCGCUGCGAUCUCUGCACACAGCCUGACGUUUCGUCGAGGCCGCCGCGGCGGCCCUCCUCCAAUCCCAAAAACCGCCGCCAAUGACAAUAGUGAAGAAACCAUUGCCGUUGAGCAGCCGGGAUUCUUGGAUAUGCUGAGACUUGCGGACCACGAUGCUGAUUCCGGCAACGACAGUCCAACAAGAGUGCCGCCAAUUGAGGGACACGACUCAUCUACUGCAGCUUCCAAACGUCACAUUUACGACUCGUAUCGUCAAAUGAGCUCCUUCCGCCUCGCGAUGCCUGCUGAAGAUGAAGCAGAUGCCGUCGAAGAGGACAAUGAGGAACCCGUGUCAACGCCCAAUUGUGACAAGCCGAAUCCUGCAACUGCCCCAUACUCCAAGAAGUCCUUCUGGAAGCGCAUAAUUAAUAAAACGAAGCGAUGAAUUGCUUCCCGUGGCCUGGAUCGAUCCUGCACCAGAAGAGCAACUUGAUGGCUUGGUUGAAAAGAGUAGAUUUCAUUCAAUGGUGGCUUCAUUUUCCCUCAUCAAUCCAUCCGUAGGGCUUCCACCGCAAAGCUCCAACUUCCUCUCCAUGCCCGCAAGGUUGUUAUCCUCGCGUUUUGAUUUUUCUGAUUUCUUCUGUUUAUCCCUGAAUUUUUCUGGCGUGUGAAGCUUACCUUCCUGUACAUUUUCGAAUGAAAUGACCUUUUACAAUAUGUAAAAUUUCCCUUGAAUGGAAUUGAGUAUUACAGUGCUUGAAGGGGUUUUUAACUGGUCAUAAUUUUGAGUCUUCGAGCUUGCGUCGGUCUUGACCGUGAUUCAGCUUUUUGCACACUGUAUGGAAGUUCUUUUUUUAUGUGUGUUAUCGUUCAUUUGGACUCUCAAGUUCCCUCUAUGUGGCAUUUGCUGUAUGUGCCUUCUCCCAUGUCGAUUCACUUUUUAAGCAAAUUUUGAGUGAGAAAUUUGCGAAUCAUCUCGGGACCAACUGUGUGAUUUUUUGCCUUACGUCGGGCUGCAAUCCCUGUUUUUUUUUGCAAAACAAGCCGCAAACCCGAAUGGAAACCCUGCAAAAUAUAAUUCCCCCUGAUUUUGUUCCCCCUGUGGCAAUAUGUAAGUGAGCUGCAUUAAUCCUGCUUCCUGAUGUGUUUACUGAAAAAAAAAAAAAAAAUGAUGUAUUUUCUGCGAUCGGAUGCCGGCUCUCCUACGACUUUGUAUUGUACGUGUAUUUACUUGAGUGUCCAGAGAAACAGCGAAUCUUCGUUUUGUCCGUUUGGACUUCGGUAGAAAGAGGUUGGGUGAUCAGAGAAGUUUGAACAUUAAUUAGGACUCUUCUUCGAUAGCCAUUUGUACUCUGAGGUGCCUUUCGAAGAUACUCUGCCCUGACUCCUGAUGUAAUUUUUUUCAGAUUCACAGUUUGGGCUGCUGUUUCUUCCCUCUUGGGAUAAUGCACUUAUCUGUAUGUAUGGAAUCCAUUCACCUUCCCUCCCAUGUGUAUGUCAUUGUCGUGAAUGAAAUAAAACUUCCCAGAUCUGUG
Molecule: messenger RNA, 1987 nt
Organism: Notodromas monacha
Lineage: Eukaryota; Metazoa; Arthropoda; Ostracoda; Podocopida; Cyprididae
Source: the annotation of a GenBank genome assembly